AUGUUGAAGCUCGUGGUCCUCGCUCUCUGCUUGGCUUACGCCUAUAGCUGCGGUGUUCCAGCCGUUCAGCCCAUCCUGUCCAGAGUGGUGGGCGGCCAUGAUGUGCGGGCAAACAGCUGGCCAUGGCAGAUUUCCCUGCAGUACCAAGGAUCCAGCGGAAACUGGGGCCACACAUGUGGGGGCACUCUGAUUGCUGACAACUGGGUGCUGACCGCCGCUCACUGUAUCAGCUCUGAUCGCACCUACAGAGUGGUUCUCGGAAAGCACAAUCUUCUGGAAGAGGAGGAAGGAUCAGUCAUCAUCUCUCCAGAGAAGAUCAUUGUCCACGAGAAGUAUAGCUCCUUCUUAUUGAUCCGUAAUGACAUCGCCCUCAUCAAGCUCUCCGAGCCCGUGCAAGUGAGCGACACCGUGCAGCCCGCCUGUCUUCCAGCUAAGGGCGCUGUCCUGUCACAUGACUUCCCCUGUUAUGUCACCGGAUGGGGACGUCUGUAUACCAAUGGACCCAUCGCUGACAAUCUCCAGCAGGCUCUUCUCCCCGUGGUCGAUCACGCUACCUGCUCCAAGUCUGACUGGUGGAGCUUCCAAGUGACAACCGACAUGGUCUGUGCCGGAGGAGAUGGAAUCGUGUCUGGGUGCAAUGGAGACUCCGGGGGUCCUCUGAACUGUCAGGCUGCUGAUGGAUCCUGGGAGGUUCACGGUGUUGUCAGCUUCGGCUCCGGAGUCAGCUGUAACUAUGAGAAGAAGCCGACCGUCUUCACCCGGGUGUCCGCCUACCAGGACUGGAUCAAUGAUAAAAUCAUCAACAACUAAGAAGAGUCCAGGAGAGUCGUCCUCGAGCCGCGGCGCCGUCCUCAGCCACAUCGCAACGCUGAUCGCCUUCUGUAUAGUGUCACGUUAUCAAUCAAUAAAGAGACUGCGCUGACUCGCUGUAUGAAGCCUUUAUCUAUAAGAGAGCCAGAAUACCAGAGCCAGAGACAUAGAUAAAAACAUACUGUAUCUAAGCUUCUUGUGUGAUACUGUCUGCUGUCCCGGUACAUAACUUCUUGAUUUAUAAAAGAGCCAACCACCCCCCCCCCCCCCCCCCCGACGGUAGAGAAACAAACAUGUCUAUAUAUAUAUGUGAUACCACUCAGAA
Messenger RNA from Hyla sarda, 1135 nucleotides. Its product is annotated as chymotrypsin-C-like. Lineage: Eukaryota; Metazoa; Chordata; Amphibia; Anura; Hylidae. The record is from RefSeq and is a predicted model, not a curated record. The transcript has 8 exons. Gene Ontology annotation, molecular function: serine-type endopeptidase activity. Bases 1 to 810 code for a protein of 269 amino acids. Gene Ontology annotation, biological process: proteolysis.